GCACUGCGAGCGGAGCGGAGCGGAGCGCGUCGGGAGCCGCCGCCUUAAAGGGGCCGCGCCGCCACCUCGCCCCGGGAGCCCGAGCCAUGAGCCAGAGCCAGCGCCGCAGCGGCCCGCGGGCGGACAUGGCCCCCGAGAUCGCCGCCGCCGUGGGCUUCGUCUCCAGCCUGCUGCGGACGCGGGGCUGCGUCAGCGAGCAGCAGCUGCAGGUGUUCAGCGGGGCGCUGCGGGAGGCGCUCGCAGAGCACUACAAACAUCACUGGUUCCCCGAGAAACCGUUCAAAGGCUCCGGGUAUCGCUGCAUCCGGAUCAAUCACAAAAUGGACCCCAUUAUCAGCAAGGCAGCUAGCCAGAUCGGACUCAGCCUCCCGCAGCUCUACCAGCUCCUGCCCAGCGAGCUCACGCUCUGGGUGGACCCCUACGAGGUCUCUUACCGCAUCGGCGAGGACGGCUCCAUCUGCGUCUUGUACGAGGCGGCUGCAGCGAAGCCCGUGAGCUCCUAUGGGAUGCUUACCUGCAAGAACCAGAUGAUGCUAGGUCGCACCAGCCCUUCCAAAAACUACAUCAUGACUGUCUCCAGCUAAAUACUCCUCUUGUCCUUACACUGCCGAGACACAGGCUACUGUAUACCUCACCUGAGGAUCUAUUUUUAAGAUGAAGAGCUAUUUAUAUUUUUUAAAAAAAUCCAAGAAAAUCCAAAAUUAAAAUAUCAGGCACUGCUUUGGACAGAAGCAGUGUUUUAGGUGCCUUUUUUAAAGCUGUUGCAAGCUUAUGAGUUUUUAUUAUGAAGCCGAUAUCUACCUAAUUAGUGUUGGAUGUCAAUUUUGGUGGGCUGGCUUGCUCACUUGGCUUGGAAUGGAGGAAGAGGGGGAAGAGCCAGACUGGAAGCCUGGCUUGGUGGUGGGAGAGGGCAGUGUUACCUUCUCCCAGUCCUGGUACCCAACAGUGUUGCUGUACCACCAAGUAUCGCAAUAUUGUUGGAGAAGGGAUGAGGGAGGUGCUCUUUCCUUCACUAACCUCCACUGCAGCUGGUCUGAUCUCUUUGGGGCCUGGAUGUAGCAUUUGGGGGAACUCACCUCAGGGCUCGGUGGUGCUGGGAUCCCUCUCCCUGCUCUUGCACGUCUCCUCUGGAUCUGCUGACGGCAGACGCUGCAGCUCUGCUCUGCCCCGCUCCCGGUGUGAACCGACGGGGCACGUGGCCACCUCCAGCCUCUGCAUCUCCUGUCCACUGCUGGGGUGCAGAGGCCACGGGGUGUCGGUGCCCUGUGAAAUGGGGCAUGGUGGAGAUGCACUGAGGGUUGGGCCGUGCAGAGAAGGUUCCCAAGAUGAGUGUUGCAGCUGCUGGGGUGGUACUGGAGUGCUGCGUCUGCUCCUGGUGCUCCCCAGUACCUGGCUUUUGCCUACUGCUCAUGCUGCACACAGAAGGUUAUUAAAACUAUAAAGUCAGCACUAAACAGCUGUGAGCAACACAGUUCAUCUCUGUGCGCCUUAGAUGGUCCAGACCAUGACCUGUUGUGUGGCCAUCUGUGCUGCGAGAGUGGACUCUGAUCUCUUUUGCUUAUACAAAUUGCCUGAUCUUAUGCUGAUGACCUGCUGCAUUGCUUCCCCAAACGAGCUGUAGCGACUCACCUUGUGCCCUGGAGGUUGGUGCGUGGGAACCCCUUGUGCCCCAUCUCUUGAUCGGAAAUGUUGGGAAUAUCUUCCUGCCGCGCGUGGGCUGUUCUAAGGUUGGGACUCUCGGGUACUAUGGUAUCAUGAUGUUUUUAAAUUCAGACACUUCCCUCUCUUCCUCCCCUGAGUGAUCAGCUGAUGGUGGGAGCUGUGUCCGUUCAUAAAGGGGCAUCGGUUGGUUCUGAUUUCUUGGUACAUAACUGUUUUGCACAAUUAAUGCCUGAUCUUGUGCUUUGCCUGUUCAAGCAAAACUCCUCUCGGAGUCCCGGUGGUACUUGUAUUCAGGGAGACUUUGACUGUUCAGAUUUGGCCCUUAAACUGCUCUGGCAACUACAGAUGGGGUGGGAACGGCGAGCGCUGCCCUGAGACCUUUACCUACCUGUUGGGGAAGGAGCCUUUACCAGGACGCCGUAUGUCCGUUGCCUUUUUAUUCACCAGCUGGCACUCCUCCAGGGAUCCUGGGAGAAGUGAUCUAAAAACCAGGACAUUAAUGUGGUUUGGCCUAAUGCAACUUUCUCGGAUCUGUUUCACAGCACAUGUUUUUACCUUCCUCUUUGACCUGGCAGCUGACUGGCAUAACCAGAGUUGUUCUUUCCCAGCCUUUGACUCAAGUUCUCAAACAUUUGUGCAAUAUAUUUCCAAAUCUUGGACGCUCUGGGAGAGGAAGGAAGCCUCCCAUUUGCCACAGCUCUUAGCCUGUUUAUUUUAAGUACAUUAGAAAAUCCAGCAGAGCUUCCCAGCUCUCUGGUUACUUCUCCUAUGAGAAGCUAGGUUCGGAUUUUUGUAGUUUUAAAUCAUGAAUUGUUGAACUGGAAAACCAGCCUCAAUUGUUUUAUCCUGUAAAGAUGCCAAGGGCUGAGUUAUUUGUGCUUGAACAGUAAUAGCAGACUAGCUCUGAAGUUGCAUCACUUCCUUCUACAUCACUUAAACUUCUCACAUCAGCAGAGCAGAAGCUGAAGUGAAGCACUGGGGCUCUUCCCUUGGUGAACUUGUGCAAUAGGUGACGUCGCAAAGAGAAGGGAAUAUUUGGGAACUCCCAAAAAGUAAAUUACAUCUUCAAAGAGGAGGGUGCCAGGUGCUGUUUGGAGUCCUUGUUUUUCACCUGGUUGUGUGGAAAGCCGGAGAUGAGACGAGCAGUGUGUCCAGGACAGCGUGUGCUUGCCUGGACUGGGAGUUUCCCAAAGGCUGGUACUUCCUUGGGUUGGAAUUUGUCAUGGUCAAUGUGGUUUCUUAAGAUUUACCCUCAUACUGUCUUCCCUCUGUCUCACUGGAAAAGAGUUUGUGGGCAACCAGCCCACAACCAGAGGAAUAUUCUGUGAUUGCUCUUAAUGUACACCCACCCUAUAAGCAAAAAUAGCCAAACCUCAUUCUUUUUGUCCCUGGCGUGGAGGCGUCUGACAUUAGAGGUGUCUUGUUUUUAGCUUCGAAACCAACCACACUUGGGUGUACUUCAUUUCUCUUGUAGCUGGUUACAUGUAAAAGCUGUGAAUUAGUGUGCUCUGUUGCCUUCUGCCUAUAAGCCUGAUAGACUCGAUUGCAGAGCUGAAUGGUGUGUAUUUUAAGAAUGUGUAUUUUGGGGUUUUCCUCACUUUUUUUAAAAAACAAGCCGGACUGUUGAACGGGACCCGCUUUUUGUAUUUGGUGAAAAUGGUAGGAAGCUUGUAAGCUGCGUUUGGAGGAGGGAGUGGAUGGUUACUAAUUGUAUAGCAGUGUUUUUAUAUGCAGAAUGUACAGAUCCUGUGACUAAGGUAUGCUUUUGUUACUUUAAUAAAAAUGUAGCAGUAUAAAUGA
Molecule: messenger RNA, 3462 nt
Organism: Dromaius novaehollandiae (emu)
Lineage: Eukaryota; Metazoa; Chordata; Aves; Casuariiformes; Dromaiidae
Gene: BTG2
Product: BTG anti-proliferation factor 2
Exons: 2
Coding region: 87-584 (165 amino acids)
Biological process (GO): negative regulation of mitotic cell cycle; negative regulation of cell population proliferation
Cellular component (GO): cytoplasm; nucleus
Source: RefSeq, a predicted model, not a curated record